AUGACGAGGAGUGCAAUGGGAUUGGUUGAAGAGGGGGAGAGAUUGAUUAAGGAAGGUCACGAGUGGGAAGGCACAUCUAGAAGGGAAGAUGGUGAUCGGUCGAGAUCAUCCGAAGAGAGCGUCACGACAGUGUCGACUACAUCUCUAGUCCUCGAGAACCUGAAUUCGGUUUACGCGACUAAGGAGGCCGAAGAGCCUGUAAAAUACCGCGACAAUGAUAGUGAUCCCGAGCUGCCCAAAUUCACGGACAAAAACUAUACGGACGGGAACCGGAUGUCGAAGGGUCUGAGGAAGGCAAUAUGGGUGGUCUCUAUCAUUGCGAUUGUUGGCUGGGCAUUUGCCUUGUUCAUAUUUCUGUCGACAGCCCGGUAUAAGCAUGCUUCAACUAUGGCCUACGACCACGAAACUCCUACCAAGAGCUCGGGAAAGAAAGUAUCUCUUGAUCAAGUUCUGUCCGGCCAGUGGCAGCCAAGAUAUGCCCGCAUAGAAUGGACGGCAGGUCCUGAUGGUGAGGAUGGCUUGUUGCUCGAAGCGAACCAGCCAGACAAGCCUUUUGUCGUCGUGGAGGACAUCAGAAGCCAAACUUCGGCAUCGUCAAAUGCUGCCAAGGACAAAACGUUGGUGGAAAGUGGCUGGUUCAACGUUAAUGGCGAGCAAAUGUGGACGGACAAUUUCUGGGUGAGCCCCGAUCACAAGCAUGUUCUCCUCAUGUCGAAGAGAGAAAAGGUCUACCGACAUUCGUUCUUGGGAGUGUAUUUCAUUCUCGAUGUCGAAACGCAAGCUGUCCAGCCUUUGGACCCGGCAUACCCAGACACUAAAAUCCAACUCACUCAGUGGUCUCCCAACAGUGACUCGGUUGUGUUCACCAGGGACAACAACCUCUACCUGAGAGCGUUGUCAUCGGCAAAGGUAACGCAAAUCACAGACGACGGAGGCCCCGAGUACUUCUACGGCAUCCCAGAUUGGGCUUAUGAGGAAGAAGUCUUUGGCACCAAUACGGCGACAUGGUGGGCGCGUGACGGUCAGUACGUGGCGUUUUUGCGUACAAACGAGACAAUGGUUCCAGAGUAUCCCGUCCAGUAUUUUUUGUCGAGACCCAGUGGCAAAAGGCCGAUAGAAGGACUGGAGAACUAUCCGGAAGUCAAAGAAAUCAAGUACCCCAAAGCUGGCGCGCCAAACCCUGUUGUGGACAUGCUCUUCUAUGACGUUGCAAAACAACAGAUCUUUACCAUCGACAUAGAAGGAGGCUUCCCUGAUGAUGACCGAAUCAUCUUCAACAUUGUCUGGGCUGAUAAUGGAAAGGUACUGGUGUCGGAGUCAAAUCGUAUCAGUGAUCGUGUCAGGGUUGUGUUGGCCGACGUCACCAGCAGAACCGGCCAGACAGUUAGGACUGUCGAUCUCAAAGACGUCGACGGAGGUUGGUUCGAACCUACGCAGUUCACGAAGUACGUUCCGGCCGAUCUAGCAAACGGACGACCAGAGGACGGCUACGUUGAUGUCGUCAUCUCUGACUAUGGCACCCAUCUCGCAUACUUCAGCCCUCUGAACAGUUCGAGCCCAAUUAUGCUCACUCAGGGCGAUUGGGAAGUCGAUGGUGGACCUGCCGGGGUCGACCUCAAGAACAACCUAGUGUAUUUCGUCGCCGCUAAAGAAGCGCCCUCAGAACGACACGUGUAUAGUGUCAAGCUUGACGGAACAGACAUGACAUCUCUUGUCCCCUCCAACGAAACAGCGUAUUGGGCAUCCUCGUUCUCCUCGGGCGCUGGAUACGUCCUGCUAACAUACCAGGGACCCAGUAUUCCUUACCAAAAAGUCAUCUCGACGCCUGCGAACACCGAAAAUAUUGAACAAAAACUCGAAGACAACAAAGCUCUUGCCAAAAUGGCCUCGGAACACGAACUUCCGCAUCAGAUUUUCCAAAACGUUAGCAUUGAUGAUUACACGUUGUCACUCGUCGAGCGUCGUCCUCCGCACUUUGACUCUAGCAAGAAAUAUCCGGUUCUUUUCUACCUCUACGGAGGCCCUGGUUCUCAAAUGGUCAACCGCCGCUUCCAUGUCGAUUUCCAGUCCUACGUGGCCAGCUCUUUGGGAUAUAUCGUGGUGACGCUGGACGGUCGGGGGACGGGCUUCAUCGGCCGCAAAGCGCGCACCAUCGUCCGCAACGAACUAGGCAAGUACGAAGCACACGACCAGAUCGCCGCAGCGAAGAUGUGGGCCGCAAAGGACUAUGUCGACGCCUCCCGCAUGGCCAUCUGGGGCUGGUCGUACGGCGGCUUCAUGACGCUGAAAGUUCUCGAGACCGACGCCGGCGAGACGUUCAAGUACGGCAUGUCGGUCGCCCCGGUGACGGAUUGGCGCUUCUACGACAGCAUCUAUACGGAGCGGUAUAUGCGGAUGCCACAGGACAAUCCUGACGGGUACGACCGCACGGCAAUCAGCAACGUCACGGCCAUCAGCCAGAACGUCAGGUUCCUAAUCAUGCACGGCGUCGCGGAUGACAAUGUGCACAUGCAGAAUACGCUGACGCUGCUGGACAAGUUUGACCUCGCCGGGAUAGAAAACUAUGACGUCCACUUCUUCCCGGACAGUGACCAUAGUAUCUAUUUCCACAACGCGAACCAUGUUGUGUAUGAUAAGUUGAGUAAAUGGUUGAUUAGUGCUUUCAAUGGUCUCUGGUACGAGACGAAUGAUCCGAAACCGAUGGCGGAAGAAUUUCAGGAGAAAGAGUAG
This is a messenger RNA of Exophiala spinifera, 2730 nucleotides long. RefSeq lists its product as uncharacterized. Gene Ontology annotation, biological process: proteolysis. The transcript has a single exon. Gene Ontology annotation, molecular function: dipeptidyl-peptidase activity; serine-type endopeptidase activity. The record is from RefSeq and is a predicted model, not a curated record. The coding region runs from base 1 to 2730 and encodes 909 amino acids. Lineage: Eukaryota; Fungi; Ascomycota; Eurotiomycetes; Chaetothyriales; Herpotrichiellaceae.